Messenger RNA from Polyodon spathula (Mississippi paddlefish), 3112 nucleotides. RefSeq names its product E3 ubiquitin-protein ligase XIAP-like. Gene Ontology annotation, molecular function: cysteine-type endopeptidase inhibitor activity involved in apoptotic process; ubiquitin protein ligase activity. The transcript has 7 exons. Gene Ontology annotation, cellular component: cytoplasm; nucleus. Gene Ontology annotation, biological process: regulation of cell cycle; positive regulation of protein ubiquitination; negative regulation of apoptotic process. The record is from RefSeq and is a predicted model, not a curated record. NCBI's taxonomy places the organism in Eukaryota, Metazoa, Chordata, Actinopteri, Acipenseriformes, Polyodontidae. Bases 153 to 1538 code for a protein of 461 amino acids.
AACGUCACUUUUCCACCGUGAACGCGUCAGUUUAUGGUUGAUAGACGGGACGGGUUACUUUCUCUUCCACAGUCAAAGCAAGACGACGUUUGGCAAACAGCAGAAAGAAAUUGUGAAGAUUUCUAACUUCUUUCUUUGCAAACGUCUGCGAUAUGGCUUAUUCCCAGUCUGACAAAGACCUUGAAUCGGACAACUGUGGGGAUAUGUCUGAAAUCCACACACGGCUCCAGUCAUUCCAUAACUUCCCCAGGGAUAACCUGGUGUCUCCUCAGAGGCUGGCCAGAGCUGGCUUCUUCUUCACAGGCAACUCUGACCGGGUCAGGUGCUUCAGCUGCAAUCACACCGUGGAGAACUGGAGCAGUGGGGACGCCCCUGUAGAGAGGCAUCAGCAGGUGUCCCCUUCCUGCACGUACCUGAGCUGCACGCACAGAGUCCAGCCAGCCACGCUCAAUGGACACGUGGCCCCAUCAACCAACAAUGCUUCGUACGACGAGGAAAGCGAGGAUCUGGAAUACCGCCUGCGAACGGGAGAGGUUGUGGACGAGACUGACUAUCCAAAACACCCUGACAUGUGCAGCGAGGAAGCCAGGCUGGACACCUUCCAAUCGUGGCCCCCGUCUGCCCCUGUGAGGCCCCGGGAGCUGGCCCAGGCCGGGUUCUAUUACACGAGCUCCAGGGACCGGGUCGAGUGCUUCUGUUGCGGGGGCGUGCUGGGGAACUGGGAGCCUGGAGAUGAAGCCUGGAAGGAGCACGAGAGGCACUUCAGCAACUGCUUCUUCAUCCUGGGCCAUGAAGUGGGGAACAUUCCUUGCCAGCAGUCCCCUGACAUGGAUAGAGUUCCGUACAUGGGAUCCUAUGAGGAGCGUCUCCGCAGCUUCACUGGCAGGCAGCAUCCUGUUGACCCAGAGAGGCUGGCGAGGUCUGGCUUUUACAGCACAGGUGAGUUGGACCAGGUGAUGUGUUUCCACUGUGCAGGGGGUCUGAAGGGCUGGCAGGCUGCUGAGGACCCCUGGGAGGAACAUGCCAAACACUAUCCAGGGUGUAGCUUUCUUAUUGCGGAGAAAGGCCAAGCGUUUGUGAACAGUAUCCAGUUAGGGAAUCCCUGCAGGAACUCUGCUGCAGAACGUGUUCCUAAUGGACUGGCAGUACGACAAGAAGAUUUGGGCAUCAUGCAGUCCUCUGUAGUGCAGAAAGCUCUGGAGAUGGGCUUCGAUGCUGCAGAUGUUGAGAGAACAGCCCGGGAGGGGCUGCGUAAGACUGGGGUGGAGUAUAACUCAGUGGAAGCUCUGAUCAGUGACCUGACCAGUGCUGAAAGCGAGUCAGAUGAAACACAAGAUAACAAGGAGGAGGACCCUAUGGAGAAGCUGCGGAAACUACAGCAGGAGAAGCUCUGUAAAGUGUGCAUGGACAAAAACAUUGCCAUAGUCUUCAUCCCCUGUGGACACCUGGCCACCUGCAAGAAGUGUUCCGAGGUCCUUAGUAAAUGCCCCAUAUGCUGCACACCUAUCAAGCAGAAGGUUAAAACCUACAUCUCGUAAGCCCUGAAUCAAUCAUGCCCCAGAGCAAUGAUUAAACUAGGAUUGCAGGUUAUGCUUUAUUCAAGACGGCAGUUUUGACUUCUGACAUCACAAGCAGAGAAGAGAUUUUUUUUUGUGGUUUUGCAUUGCCGUGGAGCAGACACUGUUAGUGUUUUAAAACUGUAAGUCAUAUUCGAUCGACUUUGGCGCAUUGGGAACAAUGCCACAGCAAACAGGCAGUCCCCAUUAUGACAUGUGCUUCUUACUGAAAUAACAUGACAUUCCAUGCAGUAGAUUAACAGUGAAGCUCAAUUAAUUGAACUCUCUGCAGCAUAGUACAAAGUAAUUAAUUGAUACCCUAGUCACUACCUAAUAGCCCAUUCUCUCCAAGUAAUGCACAAUAAAGCUGUGUUGAAAACCUGACUGAGUGGCUUUGGGUAGUGUGAAUAGAGUACAAGUACUGGGGAAGGAUAGCCUUAAUUGGGCAAACACAAAAUACCUUUGGUGUUAAGGACCGAAUAGUCAGAGUGACUUGUUUGCGACUUUGGGGCUAAGAAAGAUAAUAUGCCAACAAAUGUAUGUGCCCCUGACACGCAAGCCCACUGCAAAGCCUCGAAUUUGAAUAAUAAACAGAAAGUGCAACGCUGUGACAGAGAGACCCUGAAUAUGUUCCUUGAAACCGGCUUGUAUGAACUGUACAGUGAUGCUGCUGUACUGCUGAGAUUGCUAAGCACUGAAGAGAGAGCUGCAUUUAGAUACUGGCCUUGGAAGUGCGCUAUUUGAGAGAUUUACAAAUGUGUAUAUUGCUGUGGAAAAAUACUGAUAAUGAUUUUUAUAUAUCUAUAUAUCUGUAUCUCAUGUAAAUCAUGUUAGGUGUUCUGUAAAGCAGUCAGAGGCUGUUCAGUUAACAUCAACUAAAGUUCUUCAACCAUCUUAACACUGCCUGCUUUAAAUAAAUGCGAAGGUCGUUAUGUGGAUUUUCUUAAACUAUUUAUACUAUGAUGUUGAUUCUGAUUGGUGGGGUGGUUUAGCUAUAUAAUAUUUUAAAAUCGUUUAUUUUACAGUCAAGUUAAAGAUAUAUACAUUUGUACAGAGGUUAUAGAAACAGCUCUAUAUAUUUUGAGAAGUACUGUAAUGUUAAUACAGUAAUCAUUACGUUUGUGUCCUACAAUCAUGUUCAGUUUAACACUAAAAUGUAAUUUAUUUGUAAUUGUAGUAUUGUUCUCUAAUAUCUGGUGACAGUGUGAUUUAACUGGAGACUUGUAAACUUUCAUUGUGAUUUACUUGGCUUUGCAACAUCCCUUUUGUUAAAUGCAAAUUAAAUGUGUCACCUUAAAUGUGUAGUACUGAACAGCAGUUAAGUGUUUUUAUUUUUCAAGACUUGCAGACGGUCAUCAGGAUGCAUGCACACUACUAAAACAUGCAAACGUAAAUAUGUUGUAUAUUCUAAAUGUCAUUUCCAAGCAAUAGUCUAGGCUAAUUGUCAUAAUGAUUUUCAUCAACCUUUUCAUACAGCUAAGUCUUUGCAGCUUUUAGCACAUGCUGUGUUUUAUAUGCUUUUCUUGGUGAAAUAUUUGACUAUAAACGAAAAGUAU